This is a messenger RNA of Rhodotorula toruloides NP11, 2007 nucleotides long. Its product is annotated as MFS phosphate transporter. NCBI's taxonomy places the organism in Eukaryota, Fungi, Basidiomycota, Microbotryomycetes, Sporidiobolales, Sporidiobolaceae. The transcript has 10 exons. Gene Ontology annotation, cellular component: membrane. The record is from RefSeq and is a predicted model, not a curated record. Gene Ontology annotation, biological process: transmembrane transport. Gene Ontology annotation, molecular function: transmembrane transporter activity. The coding region runs from base 1 to 2007 and encodes 668 amino acids.
AUGAGCGUCGUGCCAGACGACUCGAUCCAGGAGUACAGGGAGUCCAAGACCCCUCUCUCCUCGGACGGAUCCGCCUCGCCCGACAUGCCCCCGCGCACCUCGCACGCCGACUUGAUCAACGAAGCUCUGUACCCAAGCGACUCGUACACCGCCGACGGAACCUACUGGGCCGACCUCCCUGCCGCCCAGCGAUGGAAGUUUGCGACGACCCAGUUUAACCAGGAGUCGAGGCGCGAGGUCAAGUAUGUCUGGGACAUGUUCAAGGCGGACCCGAUGCAGCCUUUUAGGGCGUACUGGAGGAAGUAUGUCUUGACGGGAAUGGGACUGUUCGUCGAGGGCUACGUCCUCUUCUCGAUCGGCAACCUGUCGGCGCUCUUCUCGUCCGCCUGGCCGCGGUGCUGGAAGACCUUUGCCGUCUGCGACGAGAACUGGGUCAACGCCGUCACGUACCUCGAGAUUCUUGGUAUCAUCGUCGGACAGUGCUUGGUCGGCUACGAGGGUGACUGGAUCGGCCGCAAGUUCGGACUGUGCCAGGACGCCCUCGUCAUGCUCAUCGGCUCGAUCCUCUUGACCGGCGUCUGGGGCACGUCGCUCAACGGCUGGGUGAUCGCCUACGGCUGGUCGCUCUUCAUCUACGGCAUCGGCGUCGGCGGCGAGUACCCCAUGACUGGCACCAAAGCUCUCGAAUCGAACGUCUUUGGCCCGGAAGGAACGCGCGACGACCGUCUCCACCGCGGACGUAACGUUGUCGGCAGUUUCCUCAUGCAGGGAUGGGGACCGGUGUUCAACCAAUGCGUCCUCCUCAUCUGCUUGAUGAUCUUCCACUCGGGCAAGACGAACCCUCCUUUCUCCCCCCGCACCGCCCAAGCGACUUACCGCGUCCAGUUUGGUCUCGCGGUGAUCGUCCACUUCUGGUUGCUCUACCACCGAUUGUACAAGGUGCACGACGCGGACGCCCUUCUCUCGACGACAAAGAAGAGGCAGAACGUCUCGGGAUACGACGUCCAUUCGUUGAGGUUGUUGAUGAGCCACUACUGGGGUCGCCUCAUCGCCACGGCUGGAUCGUGGUUCGCCAACGACGUCUUCUUCUACGGUACCAAGGUCUUCUCGUCGACUUUUAUCGGCAUCAUCCACCCUGGCGCAUCGCUCGUCGUCACCUGGGAGUACAACCUCAUCAACUUGGCCGUCUCGCUCUGCGGGUACUACCUCGCCUUCAUCUUUAUCGACCACAAGCUCUACGGCCGUCGCAAGAUGCAACAAGUCGGCUUCGCAUUCGACUUCCUCAUCUACCUCUUUGCCGCCAUCUUUUUCCACCAGUUGCGCGUCAAGGGCGCGCCCAUCGCUGCGUUCCAGUUCAUGUACCACUUCUCGUCGUUCUGGAACCAGUUCGGUCCGAACUGCGUCUCGUUCCUCGUCGCGGGCGAGUCGUUCCCCGCCUCGAUCCGUUCCACCGCCCACGGCUUCUCUGCUGCGUGCGGCAAGCUCGGCGCCCUCGUCCCGACCGUCUUGUUCCACUACCUCGACGACCGGAGCAAGCUCUGGUUCGCGAUGCCCUUCGGCGCGCUCGGAGUGUUUGUUACGGCUGUCUGGUUGCCCGACACGACUGGCCUCGACCUUCGCGAGCAGGAGAGGUACUGGCGCUGCGUUCGUGCUGGAAAGCCGGAGCUCUACCACGGUAUUGCGAUUCAUCCGCACCACCUCUCGUGGUACGAGCGCGUCGUGCUCAAGCGUCACCGCUUCUAUGACCCGGUCCAAGACCGCCUCGACCGCAUCGACGAGCUCCGAGUCCUGUACGAAUCGUCGCUCAUCGCCGAAUCCGACGAAUCAGCCCACGACGUCGACCACUCUUACAUCACCCCUUCCGUCGCCGAGUACUUCCGCCGUGAAGCGCCGACGGAGGAGAGGAUCCAGAGGCAGAUCACGAAGGAGCGGGCGAUCAGGGGCGAGGGUGCGCCGACUGAGAAGGUGUACCCGAGUAGGUUGGAGGAUACGCUCGGUGGGAUUUGA